Molecule: messenger RNA, 1566 nt
Organism: Trichobilharzia szidati
Lineage: Eukaryota; Metazoa; Platyhelminthes; Trematoda; Strigeidida; Schistosomatidae
Source: the annotation of a GenBank genome assembly
CGUUACGUCAGCCAUCUUGUACGCGCUACCUACGCUCUGCAGACGUGGUGGAUGGUGUUAGAUCCUUAUUGUUAAGGCAUUUAUCAGUGUUGUCACGCCAUAAUUCGUAACUAACUGGUGUUUACGCACAGUGUGCAUUUGAUGUUUAAUGGAUAAGAAGCGCUCUCACUCUGAAAUGUUGACUGACGUAUGCGAAAAGCCUUCAAGGCCAAAUGGAGAUGUUGUAAACAGUGGUCACGGCCAACCUGACCAAGAGAAAAGAGUUCGUAGAGAAAUAGCCAAUAGCAAUGAACGGAGACGGAUGCAAAGUAUCAAUGCUGGAUUUGAUUCCUUACGCAUUCUGUUACCCUCCAUAGCAGAUGGUGAGAAAAUGAGCAAGGCUACCAUAUUGCAAUUGACUGCCAAAUAUAUUAACACGCUGCUUAUGCGUGUUAGCCUGUUGGAAAGUGAAGUUGCAGUUUACAGGCAGUCAGCUGGCCUACAACCCAACCCAAUAUCCGUAGACAUGUCAAAUUCGAUCCUGACGACAAGGAAAAGAAAGUCAGAUGACAUAAAAAAACGUCCUGAUUGUCUGCGCAAUCGCCGUCAACGUGUUGAAGCUGAAGGCACUUACGAUUCAUCACGUCAAAAUCAUCAUUUCUCCCCCGAAAGCACAGACACUCACCAGUCAUCUCCACUCAAUUCUUUCAAUAGCAGUGCAUCCAUCUGUUCUGCAUCUCCUCAGCCAGAAAGUACCGGUAGUACCGCGGCAAGACUAGAACAUCUCGUGAUGGCCAUCGAACAAAUUGAGGGCGGUGGUGCACUUAAUAACUCUCCACAGCCUGAAAGUCAUGAUGGUAGCUUUUCUACAGGUGAUCGCUCACCACCGGAAACUUACUGGCACAGUCCACAAGAGAACUACCACGGUUAUGCUUACGUUGAUGCGCAAACAACAAGUCAAAAACCUGGCAAUCUCUUCACUGACUCCCUUUUGCUAACCCCAGUUUCGGAGAUCAAUCCGUCAAUAAACUCUGGUGAAAGCAUUCAAGUCCAUAACACAGAAGAUUAUCCGAUCGUUGCCAAGCUCCUGAAUCGUCCUAUUCCUCACAAGUACCUCCACAGACCCCAGGUUGUCGUUAACAGUUCUCACUAAUUUCAUAUACUUGUUAGUUUCGCAUUUCCAGCCUCUAAUUUUAAUCGCGGUGAUCUAUACGGACUCUGCUUGCAGAAUUUUGCUAGUGUGGUGUACAUAUUUUUGAGGUUUAUUAUGUUAUUUCCCCGGAACUUAUCUAUAUGUUUUGUGAUCUUUUUUAUCCUUAGUUAUUCGUUUGUUUAUGGGAAGGGUCUAUAAAUUUUGCGCCAUACGAUGGUUUUUCUGUUUAGCAGUUUUUGUAUUUUGUAAAAUAACUGAUAGUUUGUUUUCUGUUGUUUGAAAAUUGAUCAUAUACUUGCUCGAACAUUUCACAUAUGAUGUUGUAAAUGUUCUCAUACUCACGUUUGGCGAGUCUUAUUAAAUUGUUCUAGAGUGAGACUUCCUUUUUUCUCCAUUUGCAUAUUUUUAUGAUGCCGUUUGGUAUGUUAAGGCUC